Aedes albopictus (Asian tiger mosquito) is the source of this 1262-nucleotide messenger RNA. Its product is annotated as hydroxymethylglutaryl-CoA lyase, mitochondrial. The record is from RefSeq and is a predicted model, not a curated record. Bases 145 to 1122 code for a protein of 325 amino acids. Gene Ontology annotation, molecular function: hydroxymethylglutaryl-CoA lyase activity. The transcript has 4 exons. Gene Ontology annotation, biological process: L-leucine catabolic process; ketone body biosynthetic process. Lineage: Eukaryota; Metazoa; Arthropoda; Insecta; Diptera; Culicidae.
UGGAUGAUGAUUGAUGAUCAGUGAACUGAUAAGAAUUCACUGGAGUUGUUUUGUUUGCGCAACUCAUACAAAGUGCACUAAUCUAUCAUUUUUACAGCUGAUUAUAGUUUAACUAUUGCAUAAUUUAAUACAUUUUACACCACAAUGCUGCCAACUCUUCGUCGCACAGUAAAGCCGCUGUUGGCAAGGGCAUAUACGACGAACUUUGCCCAACCCACCGGAGUACGGAUUGUGGAAGUCGGUCCCCGAGAUGGUCUCCAGAAUGAGCCCACCAUUCUGCCGGCCGCUACUAAAAUUGAACUGAUCAACGCCCUCUCGGAGACGGGUCUCCGCUCGAUCGAGGUCACCAGUUUCGUUAGUGCCAAAUGGGUGCCCCAGAUGGGCGACAAUGCGGAAGUGCUCAAGGGAAUCAACAAACUGCCGGGUAUUAGCUAUCCGGUGCUAACGCCGAACUUGAAGGGAUUCGAAGCUGCGCUGGCAGCCGGAGCCGAAGAAGUGGCCGUAUUCGGGGCUGCUUCCGAAAGUUUCACCAAGAAGAAUGUCAACUGCUCGAUCGCAGAAAGUUUGGCUCGCUUCCAGGACGUGAUGGACGCCGCCAAAAAGGCUCAAGUUAAGGUGCGGGGGUACGUGUCCACAGUCGUUGGUUGUCCGUACGAGGGCAAAAUCAAACCAUCGGCCGUGGUGAACGUCGUGGACAAGCUGUUGGAGAUGGGCUGCUACGAGAUCUCGCUCGGUGACACAAUCGGAGUGGGAACACCGGGUUCGUUCUCGGAAAUGCUUCGGGAAGUGACCAAGAUUGCUCCGGUAAGCAUGCUGGCCGUCCACUGCCACGAUACGUACGGACAAGCCCUGCCAAACAUUUUGACAUCGUUGGACUUUGGAGUCGCCGUUGUGGACGCAUCGGUGUCCGGGCUCGGCGGAUGUCCAUAUGCCAGGGGUGCCUCGGGAAAUGCUGCCACUGAGGAUGUGGUGUACAUGUUGCAUGGACUGGGCAUUGAGACCGGAAUCGAUUUGCCCAAGCUGGUCAAUGUUGGAAAGUUUAUUUGCGAAAAAUUGGGACGGCAAUCCGAGUCGAAGGUGAACCGAGCCAUGAGGAAAACCAAUCCAAACGCAUCGUGUUAGAAACGGACUGAUGUGGCGGUCGUAUGAAAUAUACCAACUACGGGUGUCGGAAUUCGUGCAUUUAUUUUAAUUAGGAAGCAACGUGUGCCAGAUCUAUUUUUGACGAUUAUUUUUUUAAUAAAAAAAAUAUCCAAAAAUUC